AUGAGCUUGGAAAAGGAGCACCAGAAUACGCUGGAAGAAAACGAUGAAUUUGAGGACUUCCCUGUUGAUACUUGGCCAGAUUCCGAAACCAUCAAAGAAGACUCCAGCGUGCAAACAAACCUUUGGAAAGAGGACUGGGACGAUGUAGAGGUAGACGACGAUUUUACCAAGGAGCUAAGAGCGGAGCUGCAGAAGCACAAACAGUAA
This is a messenger RNA of Lachancea lanzarotensis, 207 nucleotides long. It is a transcript of the gene SEM1, whose product is annotated as LALA0S01e16182g1_1. Bases 1 to 207 code for a protein of 68 amino acids. The record is from RefSeq and is a predicted model, not a curated record. Gene Ontology annotation, cellular component: proteasome complex; proteasome regulatory particle, lid subcomplex. Lineage: Eukaryota; Fungi; Ascomycota; Saccharomycetes; Saccharomycetales; Saccharomycetaceae. Gene Ontology annotation, biological process: mRNA export from nucleus; double-strand break repair via homologous recombination; proteasome assembly. The transcript has a single exon.